CGAGAUGGUCAGCCCUGGAGCUGCAGCAAAAUGCUGGAUGGACAACUCCUGCUGGGAUGGCUAUCACUGGCACUCUUAGUCCUCACCUCCACUGGCCCAGCGGCUGCUUACUUUGGGCUGACAGGGAAUGAACCUUUGACCAUCCUCCCUCUGACCUCAGAAACGGAGGAAGCUGCUGUCAAAGCCCAUUACAAAAUUUGUGACCGACUGAAGCUUGAGCGAAAGCAACGCAGGAUGUGCAGGAGAGAUCCAGGUGUUGCCGAGACACUUAUGGAGGCCAUCAGCAUGAGUGCGCAGGAGUGCGAGUACCAGUUUCACUUUGAACGCUGGAACUGCACACUAGAGGGACGCUACCGAGCCAGUUUACUUAAGAGAGGAUUUAAAGAAACUGCUUUCCUGUAUGCCAUUUCCUCAGCAGGACUUACUCACGCUAUGGCCAAAGCGUGUAGCGCAGGCCGCAUGGAGCGCUGCACGUGUGACGAGGCUCCUGAUCUGGAGAACAGGGAGGCAUGGCAGUGGGGAGGCUGCGGAGACAACCUCAAAUACAGUAACAAGUUUGUCAAAGAGUUUUUGGGGAAGAAAUCAAACAAAGAUCUCCGGGCAAGAGUGGACUUACAUAAUACCAAUGUGGGAAUCAAGGUAAUAAAGGCUGGAGUUAAGACCACUUGCAAGUGCCAUGGAGUUUCUGGAUCUUGCACAGUUCGCACCUGUUGGAGACAAUUAUCUCCAUUCCAUGAAAUUGGAAAACAAUUGAAGCAAAAAUACGAGACUUCUCUCAAAGUAGGAAGCACUACUAAUGAAGCUACAGGAGAAGGGGACAUUGCUCCACCAAAAAAGCCAGUUACUGGCCACAGUGACCAAAUUCCAAGGACUACAGAUCUGAUAUACAUUGACGAUUCUCCAAGUUUUUGCCGGAUGAGUAAAUAUUCUCCAGGGACAUCAGGGAGGAGAUGUUACAAAGAUAAAAACUGCGAAAGUAUUUGCUGUGGCAGAGGACAUAACACACAGAGCAAGGUGGUAACCAGACCAUGUCAGUGUCAGGUUCGUUGGUGCUGCUACGUGGAGUGUAAACAAUGUACGCAAAAAGAAGAGGUUUACACGUGUAAGGAUUAGCCAGUGCUUGUUGACCACAGUUAUAAUGUAGUGGGAUAACAUCAUGGCAUAUGGAUUUAAACAGGGUUUCAUUAACUUUAUGGGAUCGAAAGAUAUAUUAAGACAUAAGCACUUUGUAGGGUACAAAAUACCUAACUGCAUUGCUGUUUUUAUUUUGUAGGUUGAGCAUGGACAAGGAUAUUACUAAGUGCCUGUGUAGAUAGUGGACAUUACAUUGCCAUUCUUCAUAUGGUCAUCUCAUGAUUAUUUCAAACCUUGCCAGCCUUUUUUUGAACAUUUAGGCUCCAUAAGACACAAACGUACACCUGGAUCUUUGACUGGAGAAUAUUAUGUUGGCUAGAACUGAAAGAGACAAUCGCAAAUAACUGGAGAACAAGGGAAUUAUAUUUUUCUUGUAUCUGUAUUUUCUCCAGUCUAACCUAUGAGCCCAUUGCUGCAAAAGUAUGAAAGUUCUUUCAGUACAUCUCUGCAGUAAUAAAACAAAUUCCAGCUUUGAUCUCAUAAAAACAAAAGAAAAUGUUAAGGUGUGUAUUAGUUGAUGUUGGAAAAGCCAAACAGAUGGGUAAAGACCAAUAGAUUAGAAAGUCCAUUUUCUUCAGAUUUCAAAAUCAGAAAAUUCAGAUGCCUUUUUUUAGCACUAUCACUGUUUUAAAAAACCACUAGAAAAGUUUAUUUUUCAUUGUAUAAAUAUAUAAAUAUAUAGACGUAUAUAUUUUGCUUUUUUCCUUGAGUAUUAACUAGCCUGUGGAGGGUGGAGUCCUAUCUCAAUGACCUAGACCAGGAUGAAGUGUAUUUCUGAUAUCUAUCUUAUAUAGUUAAUGUCAUUUAAAAAAACAAAACAUAGAUUUUCAUUAAUUGCAAGCGUUUUGGACCUGGGCAAUUCUGUAAAGACGAAUACUCCUAUGACAUCAUUCCAUUUACUGUAAGUCAAUGAUAGGAGCAUUAAAUUUUCUAUGUAGAGUAUGCUGAAAACCACUAGAGGAGUGACUAUGGUACCAUUUUCCAAAAGUACCUGCAACACAAAUCUUAAAUUAUAAUAUUCCAAAGUACAGAGCUUACUGCAUACUUGUAGUCAUUUAAUAAGCUGUGAAACAGAAAACAACACCUCAAUGGAUCUAGCAGUAAAAUCUGACAUAAAAAACGUAUUUAUCAGGACAAGGCUACUUUAGUUAACCUACAAUUGGAUUAUUCUUUCCCAAAACACAGAUCAAAAUCUUACAGUGAUGUUGACAUAAUAGAGUAAAAAAACAUCACCUUGAGCAAUCGUUGACAUGUUUAUUUAAAAUUUAGGAGCCAGCAAGAAUAUUGAGGGGUCAAUCCCACACUUUUGUUAGGGUUUAAAUAAAGUUGUGUGUAUGUAUGUAUAUAUAUAUAUAUAUAUAUAUAUAUAUAUAUAUAUACACACAUAUAUAUAUAUAUACACACAUAUAUAUAUUUUAUAUAUAUAUACACACACACAUAUAUAUAUAUAUAUAUUUAUAUAUAUAUAUAUAUGUGUGUGUGUGAAUAUAUAUAUAUACAUACAUAUAUAUAUAUAUAUAUAUAUAUAUAUAUAUAUGUUGAUUGUAGUAACAUAUAUAUAUACACACACACAUAUAUAUAUUACACACACACACAUAUAUACAUAUGGUUCAGGGAAACCAUAAAGUAAAAAAUUUAAAAUAAUUUGUAUAGACAGUCUAUUCGAACAUUUUUCAUAUAACAGGCUAAAAGUUUUAGUAAAGAAAUACGUUUUUGUUGGGUACGGUUAUUGGAAACUAAGCAGCCACCAGAAAUACUUAGGUGCCUGCAGCAUGAUUAGUUUAGCAGAUAAGGAAAAAUGUAUGUGAGGACAUUGGUAGAAGAUUCCAAAAGAAGUAGGGAAGGGCGAAUGUUACACAACAUUCGAAAAAUUAACCAAAUUUUAACACAUUUGUUUAUUUCGAAUUUCGAAUGUUUGUACAAUAUUCUAACAUUCGUUUAAUGUAAUAGUAUUUCAAAUGCUUUAUUAAAUUUAAUAUUUGAUUCUAAUAAUUCAAUUUGAAUUAUGCAAUAUUCGAAUUUGAAAAAUUUGAAUUUAUAUAUUUGUAAUAGUAUUUCUCAUGCUCUCUUUAAAUGUAAUAUUCCAAUAAUGCAAUAUUCAAAAUAGAAACAUUCAAAUUUAUAUAUUUGUAUCUAUUAUGUAUCAAUUUACUAAAUUCCCUACCACAUGAACUAUUGGAACGUCUGAAUAGUAUUUGUUAGAAAUUUUAAAUGUGGACAUUCAAUCUAAUUAUGAACAUUCAAAUUCGAAAGUGACAUUUGAAAACUGUAAAUAGCAUUCCAUUAUAGAAUUUUUAAGAAAAUUUGAUCUAUCGUAUGUCUACAAUAACAUUCGUUCUAACAUUUGAAUUAGAAUAUAAACACAUUCGCCUAUCCCUAAAAAGGAGUAAGAGAUAGAAUUUUAGAAGCUUUUUAGAUUGACCAAAUCAUGAGUUAUACAUUAAGAACUGUAAACUUAACUCGCCCUGCUCUGGCUGCAAAAGGUUAAGAGCCCUAUCGCUACAGACCAUGAGUGAGACACGCUGCAGGCAGCUUAUACUUAUUGCCUACAGCUGAGGGGGAGGAGAGGCAAGUUUACUAUUAAUAAUUUCAUAUAUUAUAUAAUCACUAAGAACAAUCUAUAGCCCAACUUUAAGUUAAAUUUAAAAGAACACAAAUCUCCCAUUUUUGUCUUAUACCAUUACACGCAAAACCUAUGUGUGCACAAGAAAAUGUUUUUUUUACAUUGCCAGAUAUUGGUAUAAGUUCCUUGACUCUACCAUUUUAGAUGACAAAUGUCUGCGAAUUGAUAGGAUAUUCAAAGAAUUUGAGCGUUAACAGUAGCCACUAAUUUAAAUAUAUUCUGAGCAUUUUUUUUUGCUGUCAGAAGAAGUCAAUUGUUUUAUGCUAAUUUCAAAAUGCUUAAUUUCUCUUUUAGCAACUAUAGACACUCACUGUUGCUUCAGUAAAUCAUGCAUCCAUGGCAGUGUCAUUUCUAGACUGCAUGAAAAAAAAAUAAUAACGCUUGCUUUUUAACAAACACAAGGACUCCACUUUAUGACCAAAUUAAUAGAUAUUUAAUAACUAUUAUAAAACAUAUAGCAAUUAUCUGGUCAUUAAAGGUCUGAUCUGUAUCCAGUGUGAAUAUAUACAUAUAAAUAUAUAUAUAAGAACUUUUAUUUAUUCAAAACAUUUGAAGGACCUUAUUAUGGUUUCAAUGUGGUAUGAUGUCCAUUUAUUACAGUCACAGAGGUCCGCUUGUAAUCCGUUUUAGUAGACAAAUUUGUUAGAGUGGACACAGAUUUUGUGCCUUCAGUUUGUACGGGAAAAUGCAUGUCUGUGUGUAUAUCAAGAAUCAUGUUAAGGUGUUGAAUCAGAUAGUGUAAGCUUGCACAUGCUAUUUCUAAAACAUAUUAUCAAUAAGUUCCAGAAAAAAAAAUAGUGUGAAUGAACUACUGAGUGGAAGAGCUCAUUGGUGUAUUAUAUUUUAACGCACUGAAGCCUGGAUGCUUUCUGUAUUUAAAAUGUAUUUAUGACAAUGUGGAUAUAUUGCUUUUUUUCCUGUUAUAUAUUGUACAUAGUUGGGUUUAUUUUCCUGUGGUAUAUAAAAAAAUGAAAUUUAAUAAAAAUGGACAGAUAAAAAUUAAACAAUACAUCUGCAUGUUUGACCAGUAAUACUCAACCUUGCUCACUCUUCUGCUAAACUAGUGCAACUACAAUAACCUAACCCUUCCAAAACCAUGCAGUGCUUUAUAAUAUAUGGCAGGGAUGGUAAACUGUUUUGAGAUCAUGCCAGAAUCAGCAAGUCUUUAAAAAGAAUCUCUAGGGGGCAGUUUGGCUGUAGCACUGGAGCGGGCAUUGCAUGCCUUGUACCGCCAACAUUUUUUUCCAUGUUGAUUAUACCUAUUAAAAACAUUUGGCAACACAAGUGAAAGUCACAAAAGCUUCACAUCUUAGGUUUUUUUUAGUCCUGAUAAUAGCAACAUUCUAAAAAAAAUAAUAAUCCUAAAGUGCUGUAAUAGUUCUGUUGUUUAAAGACAUUCCUGCUCAUAUGGCCAGGUAGUGGUAGGUUCCUCAAAGCACCUGGCAUCUUGCUGUACCCCUUAUCAUCUUCAGUCCCUUUCAACUCACCUCUGAUUAAGCACAUGCCCCAGAUUAGAGCUUGAAGGAGCUUUUCUGGAGAAGUGAGAGCUUAAUAUUGUAAUUUACAGGGAGAACUCUGAUUGGAUAUUAUAUCAAUUGUACAUUUACAAUGCAUAAAAAGUAGACCAAACAUGCUUUUUGUUCUCUCUUGAAUAUAUGGACACAUUUUUGGGGAUGUUCAGAUUUGCAAUGCAUUUUGUUUAAUGUAAGCCUUGCUUGUUCAUUUUGUCAUAUUUUUGAUUUAGACAUUGCUGUUGAAAAUCCUACUGCAUUAUAAUAAAUCCUAAAUUAUUAAUUUAAAUAGUAUGUAUGUGCUAUAUAAGUUUACAUUAAUACUUAUCUGGCUUACUUUGUUUUACCCUUUGAAAGUGCUUAAUUAUGUAGAAUGUAACUUUGAUUACUAAUUGUUGUUAAUAAUUGGUAAUUAAAAAGCCAUUUAAUAAAAAAAUAUUUUUAAUAGCUAAAAAUAUAAAAUAAGAAAUGUUACUGUAGAACUUACUAACAUGAAAAACUUUUUUUUUAGCAUAAAAUAAACAAAUUCUAUUGUUAAAAAUGUAUUUUCAAAAUAUUAACAGACUAAACUUUGGCAGAUAGAUCUAUGUGUUGUUAUUCAGUGUUAUCCCAGUCAUCUCCUACACCCUAAUAAAGGUUUAAUUUAAAAAAAUAGCUUAAAAAAACCCUAAUAAUAAUAAAUUGCAAAUAUAUUUUUUUUUCCAUUUCAUACCAAAAACUAUGGAAAUGUUUACUUUAGGACAAUCUAAGACACAGGUUUCUGUUAAGCCAUAAGGCAUUUCCUAUGGCCCUUUCAAAAUGUCUUCAGAGAUUAGUGGUCAGUGGUAGUCAAAUCUGAUUGGCUAAGCAUUUUCAUCAUCUAUAGACAUUCAUUUUAUUCUUGUAAUAUAUUGUGAUCUGGGGUCCCAGCGGAGUUAUCCAGUUUUGUCUGUGGUAUUGCUUUGCUUGUUCAGUAUUAUUCAUCAUUAUGAGAAUAGGAAUCUUAAUAGAAACUCUUAGGAUUAUGCUAUCCAUUAACCUAAAACUGUAAAGUAAGUGUGGUUCAAAUAAUGUUAUUUCCAUUGACCAUUUAGUUUAGGCAUUAAAAUGUUCUCAGCUUAAAAGGCUUUCUCAAGUAAAUCACAGACUUAGUGUCUAUUAGUGUGUGCUAAAAUCAUAUUUAGUAUUUAGGUGUAGUACUUAGCUAAGCACUUAUUGGAACUUGGCUCUAAAAUGUAAAAUGUUUCUGCCAAAAAACAAGGUGUAAACAAUCUUUGCAGUACAGUGUUAUAUGAGCAAAGCAGGUUGGGUAUCACUGAUUAAACAGGUUUGUAGUAUGUAUUUUACAUCUUGUUUUGUUCCCAGCUGACAAUAUGUAUAAUUUCACUUUAUUUUCAUAUGUGCCUUUUCCUGAAAUGCAACAAAAAAUACACCAGAUAUUUUAGAACUAUCAUUAAAAAUCAUCCCCAAAAAUUGUAAUCAAAACAAAACGUUUAAAACCUAUUGUAUUUACAUUUUCCAAAUUUUUUUUCUUUUCUGUUUUUUUAAAUACAGAAAAAAAACUGUUAACAUAAAUGAACUGUAAAACAUUUUAAAACAUAAAAAAAAAAAUGUGGGCAGCAAAAAAAGUUAUCAGAUGAAAUAUGGUAGAAAUUGUUAAAAAAAAGUGUUUCACACUUUCAUCAAAAUUAAAUUCAUCAUUCUCAAACAUCAUAAAGAUAUCUAAUUAUGAAACAAAACAUCUCUACUUACCAUGUCCUGAAAAAGUUAAACACUUUUUUUUUAUGUUUAAUAUUUGGAUUUUGGUCUUUGUUAAAUACAUUGAAAAUAUGCAAAGAAUCUGUUGUACAAAAACAGUGAAAAGCACAUUUUUUUUGUUAAUUCUGAUGGUUUAAUUUCUAUGCAAUUGUUUAUGUAUACAAUAUUUGUGGGUUUAAUUUUAUUAUUUAAUAAAUCAAAAUUAACAAUUUAUAUUUUUUUUUACAAGGGAUUUGAAUUCCAAUUCAUUAUUAUGGCCUAUUUUAUAACUGCCCAAAUAUAAAGACUUGCAGUGAUAAUUAUUAAAUAAAGCACACAAAACACAAACAGACCCUUUUAUAAAUUAAAAUUUUCACCCGACCUAAAGGCACAUGAGGUAUUAAAAGGAUACUAAACCCAAUUGUUUUCUUUUAGAGCAUGCAAUUUUAAGCAACUCUCUAAUUUACUCCUAUUACCAAUUUUUCUUCAUUUUUUUCUACAUUUAGUCACCUAUAAGCAAGCUCUACCUAGGUGCUGAACCUAAAAUUGUCCAGCUCCUAAGCUUUCAUUUCUGCUUUGUCAAAUAAAGAUACCAAGGGAACAAAAGAAAAAAGGAAAUUAGGAGUAAAUUAGAAAGUUGCUUAAAAUUGCUUCUCAAUCUGAAUCAUGAAAUAAAAAAUUUAGGUUUAGUAUCCCUUGAACACAUUUGACAAAUAGCUGAAUAUAUAAAUGUAUGUUUUUAUUCUGGAAAUGUCAGUGUACUUGCAUAUUUGAAUACUUACAAACUGGCAGAGUGUUUAUUAUUUUUGUAAUAGAAACUUUUAUACAAAAUGUCAUUUUAUUCACUUAUAUGCUUCUGAAUUGUACAUCUGCUUUUUGGAAACAUAGUGAAGCAAAUACUUUCCUUACGUUUUAUUUUUCAAGUGAAAAUUAAAUUGACACAAUAUUUUGUAUGAAAAUGAUUCCAACUUGUAAUAGUCCUAAAAUGCAUUGUUUUUCUAGAUCAUUAAGAUUUUUUUUAUAUAUAAUAUUUUGAAUAAGAUUAAGAUUCCAAGAAUCGUAAAUAGAUAUUAUUUGUUACAUAAUUAAGAGAGUUUCCCAAAUCCCCACUUCCUGUUAUAAGUAAAAUUACACAUUUGUACAAAAUAUUUUUCUGUCAGAAACACAAGUCCCUUGAGUGGUUAUAUAUUCUUAGCAUAAUAUGAUACAAUUUAGUAAUGAAUUCAUGCAGCACAGCUGCACAGAAUUUGUGGUGUAAGAAAUGUUUAUACAGUGUAUUGUUUUGUGAAAUACUUAUAUUUCUUCUUAUUUUUGGAUUCCCAAAGACACAGAGUAAAGCAGUUUAGGGAAUGUUUGAAUACAUUAAAAUUUCCAAUUACGUACUGUAUGACACACAGGAUUUUAUUUCAAUAGUAAAUCUUUUUAGUGGUAAUACAUAGUAACAAAAGUGAACUGAGUUAAAGGGACACUGAACCCACAUUUUUUCUUUAAUGAUUCAGAUAGAGCAUGCAAUUUUAAUCAACUUUCUAAUUUUCUCCUAUUUUCAAUUUUUCUUUGUUCUCUUGCUUUGUUUAUUUUAAAAGCAGGAAUGUAAAUCUUAGCAGCCAGACCAUUUUAGGUUCUGCACCAUGGAUAGCGCUUGCUUAUUGGAGGAUUACAUUUACCCACCAAUAAGCAAGCAUAACCCAGGUUCUCAACCAAAAAUGGGCUGGCUCCUAUGCAUCACAUUCCUGUUUUUUAAAUAAAGAUAGCAAAAGAACGAAGAAAAAUUGAUAAUAGGAGUAAAUUAGAAAGUUGCCUAAAAUUGCAUGCUCUAUCUGAAUCAUGAAAGAUUUUUUUUUUUUGGUUUAGUGUCCCUUUAAGCUUAGAAGAUAGUGUUUGAUAUAUAUAUAUAUAUAUAUAUAUAUAUAUAUAUAUAUAUAUUGAUUUAUUGUUAGAAAAAGCACUAUCAUUGGUAGUAAUACCUUAAUGUACCAUGCAAAUUAGAUACAAGGCUUUUUUACUGGCGUCUACUUAUUUAUUUAUUUUUUAAAAUAAAUACAAACAGCUGUAUUUCAUAUAAUUAGGAAAAACAUUUAUCCAGGUUUUAAGCACUUUUUGCAUGAAGAUAAAAUGUUAUAAAAAACUUUUUUCACUGCCAGUCCAAAAUAAAGUGGACCACGUUGACAAGAAAAGCAUUACAUUUAUUCAUAACUGCUCUGGACACAAAUUACACCCCCCAAAAUAUACUCCUAUGGAGGAUAAUUUAAAGAAAGUGUAUUUAUGAUGAAUAAUUUAGACAGUGCAUUCAUAACAAAGGGAUGGCACUUAACAUUUUUAAUUGUGUUUCACAAUUAAAAAUACAAUUUUUCUUCUUUACUUUUUUUUCAUAACUAAAGUAUGAUACUGUAGAAUUUUUUUAAAUGCUUAGACCAGUUGGGGAAAUGUAUAAAAUAUUAAUUUUAAGUUGCACUUGGAUGGUGCCUUGGAUUAUAAUAUAUGGUAGUAGUUUGUUUAGGCUUCAACUCUUUUACAUUUGUAGUAAUGCUCAAUACAUUUUGAUAGUUAUGAUCUUAAAAAAAUGAUAAUGACAGAGUUUAUUUUUAUGAUAUCUGGUCAUCAACACAUUUUAUAACCAUAAAAUACAAUUAUUUUCUUAGAUUUGUAUAGCCCUUAAGUUCAGUUCUGUAUAUUUAAACUGUUGCUGCUUAUUUGUUUGACUUAUCAGAAAAUAAGAUUUUUUUUACUGUAAUUAUAAUAUCAUUAGACACCUACUAGUUUUUAAAUACAAUUAAAAUACCAUUAUAGGCCUAAAAAAUUAAAUAGGUAACAGACAGGCUCCAAUGCCUACAAUUUGUUUUUUCUUAAAAAAAAGUAAAGUUUUGAUUGAUUAGCGCAUGUGUCUGGCGUAAACUAAUUUUAUUACUCAUAGAUUGUAGUCAGCAUCAUCCCAUAAAAAAAAAUAGAAAUAUAAAAAAAUAGCUCCUGCUAGUUAAAAAAGAAAACAAAAAUAUCAGAAACUAUUUAGCAGAAAAUGUUUACCACGUUGUUUUGCAUUUGAAUUGCAUUUUGAAUGAUGUAUCCAUUGUUACUAUCUCCCUAAAUAAUGGAAAUGUCAGUAUUUGGAAAUAUGAUCCAUAAAAUAUAUCUUUUUAGUAAGUAAUUUGCAAUACACUGUAUAAUCAUACUUUUUUUUGUAAAAUUAGUUUUAAGCUAACAUUGAUACCUCUUAGGGCAACCACCAUACUGAGGUAUCUGCUUUUUCAAAACAACCAAAUUCCAAAUUAAAUAUGAAUGAAUGUAGAAUAUGGAAUUUGUGUACUUGGAACAACAUAUUCCAUACAAAGGGAGAUUGGUGUGGGAUACAUAUGAAGGAUUAGUAUUUUCUUUGUAAUUUUGUUUUCAUUGUCUUUUGGGAGCCUAAAUUAUUUUUCUCUACCUCAUGUGUACAGCUUGUAGGUAUAAAUCUGAUUCUGAGUGGCUGUUGAGAAUGUAUUUAAGUUAUUUAACAUCUUUGUAUAACAAAAAUGAGAAAAAUGAAACAAUAAAUGUAUUUUAAAUUAUAAAA
Bombina bombina (fire-bellied toad) is the source of this 10531-nucleotide messenger RNA. It is a transcript of the gene WNT9A, whose product is annotated as Wnt family member 9A. The transcript is spliced from 4 exons. Gene Ontology annotation, cellular component: extracellular region. Gene Ontology annotation, molecular function: cytokine activity; frizzled binding. Gene Ontology annotation, biological process: neuron differentiation; multicellular organism development; cell fate commitment. The record is from RefSeq and is a predicted model, not a curated record. The coding region runs from base 31 to 1113 and encodes 360 amino acids. NCBI's taxonomy places the organism in Eukaryota, Metazoa, Chordata, Amphibia, Anura, Bombinatoridae.